UGUCACUUUCAAAUAGGUACACAUUCUCCUAAUAUUAUUUUGCCGCUUUGUCGAAUCAAAAUAAACAAAAAUGUUAUUUUACUCUUUCUUCAAAUCCCUCGUGGGUAAGGACGUAGUGGUGGAGCUUAAAAAUGAUCUUAGCAUUUGCGGUACCCUUCACUCCGUGGACCAAUAUCUAAAUAUUAAAUUGUCGGACAUAAGCGUCAUAGAUCCCGACAAGUAUCCUCACAUGUUAUCAGUAAAGAACUGUUUUAUAAGGGGUUCUGUGGUGCGAUAUGUGCAAUUACCAGCUGAUGAAGUAGAUACGCAGCUUCUCCAAGACGCAGCGAGGAAGGAAGCGACGGUCUCAACAAGAUAGUCCAUAACCUAAAACUUUUGUGUUUAACCCACACAUUUGUGUUAUUCAAGUGUAUGUAAAUAAUAUUAAGUUUAAGUUUGGCUAAUUAAAAGGAUGUGAUGUGAAA
Pararge aegeria (speckled wood butterfly) is the source of this 464-nucleotide messenger RNA. RefSeq names its product U6 snRNA-associated Sm-like protein LSm2. Bases 71 to 358 code for a protein of 95 amino acids. NCBI's taxonomy places the organism in Eukaryota, Metazoa, Arthropoda, Insecta, Lepidoptera, Nymphalidae. The transcript has a single exon. The record is from RefSeq and is a predicted model, not a curated record. Gene Ontology annotation, cellular component: U4/U6 x U5 tri-snRNP complex; precatalytic spliceosome; P-body. Gene Ontology annotation, biological process: mRNA splicing, via spliceosome. Gene Ontology annotation, molecular function: RNA binding.